This is a messenger RNA of Venturia canescens, 1997 nucleotides long. RefSeq lists its product as uncharacterized. The transcript is spliced from 2 exons. Lineage: Eukaryota; Metazoa; Arthropoda; Insecta; Hymenoptera; Ichneumonidae. The record is from RefSeq and is a predicted model, not a curated record. The coding region runs from base 407 to 931 and encodes 174 amino acids.
UUGAUAAUUCGUUCGGAUCGUAAUCAAUAACUUUGUAAAGACCAUAUAUAUGUACUCGGCAGCAGCAGAUAUAGUACAGAUAUCAUUUGCUUCCGUAAAAUUUAUUCUGAAAGUAUUUUUGAUCUGACAUCGCGAGGAAACUUUUUGACGGAACUAUCCGGGCUACGCCUCAACACAUAGAAAAGGUUGCCUAUACAGACAACGCAUUCUUAUGUAUGCGUGUUAGAGCGACGAUCGUGGCAACGUUGCGCAUCAGCUGUUAUAUACAUAUACCGAUAUUCACGUGCCGAAGUUGAAUCUAUAUCGAGAGAGUUCUUUUUGAAAAACGAGGAAUUUAUCAGAAAAAUGUCAGAUCGAACGCGACAAAAGGGGAAGUUUAUUAAAAAAAAAAGUGCUGGCGAAAAAAAUGAAAGCCGUAGCGGCUUCGUUGCAAGCGCAAACACUACAACCAAGAGCCGAUCGGGAAAAUUUGGAGGUUAUCCCUUGUCAUGGGAGACGUAUUGUCGAGUUGACAGAACUCGGCAAGAAUCUUCGGUGCUGCAAAUGUUUCAAAGUUCUGUCAUUAGAAAAUAUAGUGAAGGAAACACGUCUCGGGCUCAUCUCAUGUUUGACGGUCUCUUGCGAAAGUUGUUGUGUGAAUACAUCCGUUUUAACCGGGAAAAUGCACACUUCGAAAAAUGAUGCCAAAUUGUCAGACGUGAAUACGAAAAUUAUCCUUGGAGCUGUUCACGCAGGCAUUGGUUCCACCGCUUUGACCAAGCUCUUAGAUGGUUUGAACAUACCUCCGAUAACAGAUAAUUUAUUCAAGCGAUAUGAACGAGAAGUGGGACCAGUGAUUGAAGAAUGUGCGAAGGAAAGUUGUCAAAGAGCUGCAGAGAAAGAGCGCAAACUAGUAAUUGAGAAUGUUGAGAAGUUAUGCGAUGAAAUGUGAGUUUACGGCAUGAUGGGCCAGGGCUUUUUUCAUAGAUUUUGUUUUGCGUAGAUGAAAUAUAUUGACAUAUACAUUUUCUUUGGUAUAAGAUUUUUCAUAAAGCGCUGUAAGAAUUUGUAUUCCAAACUCUGCUAUGAAGAACUUUUAUUCCAAGCUCUGCGGCGCUGGAGAUUUUUAUUCGUGUCACUUAUUACUAUCAAUUUGAGAUUGAAUUCAUUUUUUCUCCUCUAUGAUUGAGUCAGUAGUAAAAAAAAUUUCAUUGCAACAUUUUUAUUGAAAUUGCACAUGUUGGAUAGAAAGAACUUUGGUUCCGCAGAAUUUGAAACUUAAGAACUCACCAUUCGGCGCAGAUGAACAGACACAAAUUUUUCCUGACGACGCAGUUAAAAGCUAUGUAGAGUAAGAAAAAUUGUUACCUCAAUCACCUCAGUUACAGAAUGAUUGUUCAACAGAUGAAAUUAUUUCACUUUGUUGCUCUUUAAAAAAUCAAACUAAACAAAACAAACUUGGAAUAAUUCCAAAAUAUAACCUAGACCUCACAAAAGUAAUGUUUAUAUCAUAUUUUUUGAUCCAUCGCAGUCAGUGCAGAAAUGUAUACAACACAGAUGAACUAUUUACAGUUAAAACAAUUAUUGGAGAAAUUCAUGAAUUGCAUGGGUAGGACUCAAAAGUUCGCUAUUUUAGGCCUUCGAACUUUUGAGUCCCACCCGAAUUGUAUUUUUCUUAAUGAUCAUUUUUUCAGACUUUAUAUAUAUAUUAUAUUUGCGUAUGCAAACUUUUCUGUAAUUUUAUAUAGAAAUAUUUUUCUGAGGAUAUGCUAUUGCAGUCCCUUAUAAUUUGUACAUCGUGUAUUGUUCACAACGAUCAUGUGAAGGCUCAAUAAAAAUUCUUUAUAGUGAAGACUAAGCGCCGAUAGAAAAAUAAUGAAAUACUAAACUGUGAAUUUUACUACAGAUUUUUUUCUAGGUUUACUAUGACUCAUCUUUUAGCAUUAUAUAAUUGUAUUAUAUUGGGAGAAUCGACCAUUAAAAAAAAAAUAAAAUACUAAUAAAACGGUCAAAUAUUC